Molecule: messenger RNA, 2201 nt
Organism: Didymodactylos carnosus
Lineage: Eukaryota; Metazoa; Rotifera; Eurotatoria; Philodinida; Philodinidae
Source: the annotation of a GenBank genome assembly
CCCGAUUUCGGCCAGCUGACUCUGGAUCACUCCAAAACAACCUCGAAAUAUAGGUAAUCGAUCAUGCUGAGUCGAGUGGUGAUAUUGAUUUAAGUUUUAAAGCGAUUGAAAUCAUUAAAUUAAAUAUUUCUGAAAUUUUUAUAUUCGGACGUUAUGUCGCACUAUGCGGCGUAUUUAAUCGAUAUUUCAAAAAAGUUUAAUCUAGCGAAUUAAUUCGCUUCAAAACUGAAAAUAAACAUCACCACUCGACUCAGCAUGAUCGAUUACCUAUAUUUCGAGGUUGUUUUGGAGUGAACCAAGGUCAGCUGGCCGAAAUCGGGGCUCUCAGGAAACUACUUAUAUUUCCUGAACAGCACAAGUUAAAGAGCUGGGCCUUGUGUACAUCAAUAGAGAACAAUUUUCUCUAUCGAAUGGCUGUAUUAGAAUUUCACAUCCAACGGGAAAUCUUUUCUCCAGGCAGUGCCCAAUAUGUCAAGCGAAAACUCAUCAGCUUUCGAUAUUUCUUAAUAAAGAAUAUUAUUCUCUUUCGAAUGUUGAAAGUCGCAGGUCUCUAGUUGCUUCCUAUCCGGAGUUAUUCAACUUACAACCGACUCCAUUGUUCAUUGAAAUGGAUAGUAGUAGACUAAGACGUUUAUUUACAUUGAAUCAUAUUUAUGAGAAAAUACUUAAAUUUUUAUUUUCAUCCAGAUAAAUUUUUGACGUGUUCCACAUUGCACGUGCAGUGUUUUACAGAACUUCUGAAAACAUAUUCAGAAUGAGCAUAAUAAAAUUCUAAAUCCUAGCGUAUUGCCUACCCAUACAACUACAGCUUAUACUGAUUUCUAAACAAGAUUUAUGUAAGACUUGUGUUUCUUAUUUUUCUGUUCAUUUUUUUCUCUCCUUUUUUAGUUUUUCACUCUUUUUGUUGUUGCUUAUAUUCUGCUUUCCAUCUAUACGAAAUAAUGAUCGCUAUCAUGAGUGUCCCUCACUCGCUUGUGAUCAUUACUAGUUAUUACUUCUCAUUUUAAAUAAAAUACUUUAAACUAUACCUUUGAAAUCUUUUAGAGCGUUUUUAUGUUACUUUGGUACUGUAAAGGUUAAUCAAACAUUUAUAUUGAUGAGGGUUAAUGUUCCGUUUUUCUAUUCUAAUGAAGAAAGAGAAAAAGAAGAAAGCAGUAAGGCAAUGAAGAUUAAUGUGUACCUAUAACUCAGAUAAUAAAAUCUAUAAUGAUAUGUAUUGAUAAAAAAAAGAACCUUCUAUUAUUUAUUUUAUCUUUCUUCUUUUUCUUUUUGAUGGUUAUAUUAGAUUAUAUUCAAGGAAUUGUAUGAGUGAAUAGUUGAAAGAACGUUAGAUAUAUUUUAGUAUUAUUUUAAAUAAAAUGAAUUUUACUAAACAAAUUAUAGCUAAUUAUUAUAAACAAAAAUAUUGUUUACGUACACGUGUUAAUUUAAGACCAUGGAUGACAAAAAUAGAACAACAAGGAGACAUGGGAAGUUGUGCCGCCGAAGCGAUUGCUGGUGCUAUUGAAUAUUUAUAUAAACGUUAUGCUGGUGUACAUGUUGAUGUUAGUCGUUUAUUUAUAUAUUUCAAUGCAAUGGUUAUUGGAGAAAAAACUGUACAUUUAAAAGAAGAAACGGGUAGUAGUAUAAAUGAUGCUAUUGAAGGUGUUGUACGAUAUGGUGUAUGUGAAGAAAAAUAUUGGCAACAUAAAAAAAUUUUAGUUAUACAACGUCCAUCAAUUGAAGCAUAUCGUCGAGCAGCAGAAGUUACUAUUAUACCUUUAAAAGUAGAACCAACUAUACAUAGUAUGAAAAAAUGUUUAAAUAAUAAUUUACCAUUUGUUGUGGGUUUUCAUACAUCAUUAUUAAAUGUUGAUGAUAUACAAAAAGUAAAUGGUGGUUAUUUACGUAAUGCUGGUAAAGAUGAAAAUCAUGCUGUACUUGUUGUUGGUUAUAAUGAUAAUACACAAUUAUUUCUUGUACGAAAUUCUUGGGGAGAAGAAUGGGGUGAUGAAGGCUAUUUUGUUAUUCCAUAUAAAUAUUUAACAGAUUGGAAUUAUAUGGUACAUGGUACAGGUAUAUGGGCUAUUAGAAAUGUUAUACCACGACCACCAGAAUUACAAUUAGCAAAUCCUUUUGAUUUUACAAAAAAAGGUCGAGCUCAUCAUCGUUUAAGGAAUAGAAAAUAUUAUCGUCGUGCACUAAAAAUACGUCGACAUUGA